AUGAUUGACUGGUUUGCCAUCUUCACUCGCGGCGGCAUCGUGCUGUGGUGCUUCAACCGCAUCGGUGAAGUGCAGGAGGUAUGUCCUGUCAUCAGCCAGUUCGUCCAGAGCGUGAUAUUGCAGGAACGCAAGGGUGGAGGACAGAUGAACCACCCCACGCUCUCUCUGAAAUAUAAACUUGAUAAUGAGUUCGAACUGGUGUUCAUAAUUGCAUACCAGAGGAUCCUUCAGCUAUCUUAUGUCGAUAAAUUCCUGGACGAUAUCCAGCUGAGGUUCCGUGACAAGUAUGACGAAAUCCUGCGACGACAGGAGUAUCUUCAGGCUUUCUCCUUUCAGCGCGAGUUUGACAAUGUCCUCAAGGAUGUAGAGGAAACUGACCGCUUGGAGAGCAAAGCUCCCAAGCAGAUGCGCUCUUACACUGAAUCCCAGAAAGCCAAGCGUUUGAUGCCCCUUGUCGAAGACAGAAGUAAGAAGACUCCUGCUCAAGAACCGAAGAAGGAGGAACCGAAGAAAUCCGAAAACAACAAUGUCCCGACGGUCGCCGACCAGGAGUUGCCGGAGGAGGACGCCCUGAUUGUGAAUCGGGAGAUGCUGAAGAAAAAGAUGCAGGGGAAAGAGAAGAAACCGCCGGAGAAGAAGGCCAAGGCUUCUCCCGGGAAGAAGAGCAAGACAGGCCGAGUUUGGGAUGUGGCAUACGGUGGAAAGGUCAAGAAUGCUGCAGCCCUUGAUUAUUCAAAGGGCGAUUCCGGAAACAUGGAUGAAAAUGCCAUCACCGUCCCCAGAGAUCCCCAUAUGGUUGGAACAAUGAGAGGCGAGCUGCAGGGUAUAGAUAUUGAGGAAAGCACCUCAGAAGAUGAAGAGGAAUUCGAGGAGGAAGAAGUGGAGGUGGAGCAAAAACCGAAAUCCCGCGGAAUGUUCUCUCUGUUCCGUGGCCUGGUUGGCCACAAAACCAUCACCAAGGAAGCCAUGGUACCUGUCCUGGAGAAGAUGACGGAGCACUUGAUUACCAAGAAUGUGGCAUCUGAGAUCGCCGAAAAGUUGUGCGAGUCCGUUGGAUCCAAGCUGGAGGGGAAGGUCCUCGGCACGUUCCAGGGGAUUUCGUCUGCCGUGAAAGAGACCAUGCACGAGGCACUGGUCCAGCUUCUUUCCCCCAAGCGACGCAUUGACAUCUUGCGUGACAUCAUCGAAGCCAAGCGAAAUCAUCGCCCGUAUGUUGUUGCAUUCUGCGGGGUUAAUGGCGUUGGCAAAAGCACCAACCUGGCCAAGAUUUGCUUCUGGCUGAUCGAGAACAACUUCCGUGUUCUGAUAGCCGCAUGCGACACUUUCCGAGCAGGAGCAGUGGAGCAACUUCGCACCCACACCCGUCAUCUGAAUGCACUCCACCCGCCAGAGAAACACGACAACCUCACGAUGGUUCAGCUGUACGAGAAGGGCUACGGCAAGGAUGCUGCCGGCAUAGCUAUGGAAGCUGUCAAUUUUGCCCGCGACAUGAAAAUCGAUGUCGUUCUGGUUGACACUGCCGGGCGGAUGCAAGAUAAUGAGCCGCUCAUGCGCGCCUUGGCCAAGUUAAUCAAGGUCAACGAACCGGAUCUUGUCCUUUUCGUUGGGGAAGCCUUGGUGGGGAAUGAAGCCGUGGAUCAACUGAUGAAAUUCAAUCAGGCACUCGCCGACAAUUCGGCAAGCACUAAUCCUCAUCUCAUCGACGGGAUCGUCCUGACCAAAUUCGACACCAUCGACGACAAGGUCGGGGCUGCUAUAUCCAUGUCCUACAUCACGGGGCAACCCAUCAUGUUUGUCGGAACGGGGCAGACUUAUCGAGAUCUGAGGAGUCUGGACGCCAAGGCCGUCAUUCAAACCCUCAUGAAAUGA
Molecule: messenger RNA, 1869 nt
Organism: Darwinula stevensoni
Lineage: Eukaryota; Metazoa; Arthropoda; Ostracoda; Podocopida; Darwinulidae
Source: the annotation of a GenBank genome assembly